AGUUGCGGCGGGGGGUGAAGAAAGCCACCCGGCCCAACAUGCAUUGCGGUUCCAAGAUGGCGGCGCCCAGUGAGCCUAGAGAAAACCCGGCUUCUGGCCCGUCUGCCGGCCCCGGCCCUUUCCCUUUCCCCCUGCCCGGGCCGCCCGGCGCCGGGGCGGAGCAGCAGCCCCGGAAGAAGCCGUGCCGGGCCUGCACGGAUUUCAGGAGCUGGAUCCGGGAGCAACGGAAGCAGACGGCCUCGCCGAGCGGGGAAGCAUAUGUUGAAGAGGAGAAGGAGAAGCCUCCAGAUUGUCCUCUGGACAGAGAAGAACUUGGGAGAAACACAUGGUCUUUCCUUCACACUAUGGCAGCAUAUUACCCAGAUCACCCAAGCAAUUCCCAGCAGCAAGAUAUGACACAGUUCAUUAACUUAUUUUCCAAGUUUUUCCCUUGUGAUGAAUGUGCAGAAGAUCUGAGGGAAAGAUUACGCACAAAUCAGCCUGAUGCCAGAAGCAGGAAUAAUUUAUCCCAGUGGCUAUGCCUGCUUCAUAAUGACAUCAACAGGAAGUUGGGGAAGUCUGAAUUCGACUGCUCCCGGGUGGAUGAACGCUGGCGAGAUGGUUGGAAAGAUGGUUCCUGUGAUUAAUCUGUAGAGACUCGACAGGAAAUCAGACCAAUUCUAGUAUAAUAAGAAUCAUCCCUGAUGUGAACUCAGUACAAGGAGCCGCAGCUCAAUAGUUUGUACGUGUGGCUGCCAUGACUUGUGGAAAUAAAUGUGUCUCCUGCUCUAAAA
Molecule: messenger RNA, 773 nt
Organism: Chrysemys picta bellii (western painted turtle)
Lineage: Eukaryota; Metazoa; Chordata; Testudines; Emydidae
Gene: GFER
Product: growth factor, augmenter of liver regeneration
Biological process (GO): liver development
Cellular component (GO): mitochondrion
Molecular function (GO): flavin adenine dinucleotide binding; flavin-dependent sulfhydryl oxidase activity
Source: RefSeq, a predicted model, not a curated record